AAAAAUCCCUCUGCCCUCUCGCACUCGAUUUCAAAUCUCUCCUCGAACUCACGAAAAUUUGAUAGAAAAAUCCUUGAAAUUUCUCAUUUUGAAGAGAUCUGCGAUUUGAGAAGAGCUAUGGGUGAAGAAUCGUUACCGAUGACUCCUCUCCCUCAGCCAUCAACGGUUGAAGAGAUUACCAUUCAAGAUGGAACACCAAUUAAAGAGGAUAGCCCGUUUCCUCAAUCCUCUAGUGAUGAAGAGAUUAUGCCAGAGGAGGAAACAAGUCAAGAAAAUGUUAUCCUCUCUGAUUUGGGUUCGAAUUUGGCCGAUUCAUGUGAUAUAGAUGAGAAGGGAAGAAGAAGUAUUCAGGAACAUAAAGAUGACAGUGUGAUUCCAUCCCCAGUAUUAAAGGGAGAAUCUAUUACAUCCUUUUUCGGCCCUGAUCUCACUUCUGCUCUUCAGCUUCUUGGAACAAAAUACAACAAUUUAGUGAAGAAAUGCCAAGAACAAACUGCCGAAACUGACCAGUUGCGGGCUAACUGUGAAUUGUUAAGAAACAAGUGUAUCCAAGAGUGUGAGCCCAAAUAUGAGGCUCUGAAGAAGAAGUAUACUCGGGAGUGCUCUGAACGUAAGCGCCUGUACAAUGAAAUAAUAGAACUGAAGGGGAAUAUUCGGGUGUUCUGCAGAUGUCGCCCUUUAAGCUCGGAGGAAAUAUCCAAGGGGUAUGCUUCUGUGGUUGAGUUUGACCCCUCCCAGGAUUCAGAGUUGCAUGUCGUCUGCUCGGAUAACUCCAAGAAGCAGUUCAAAUUUGAUCAUGUUUUCAGCCCAAAAGACAAUCAAGAGAUUGUCUUUGCUGAAACUUUGCCAGUGGUAAAGUCAGUACUGGACGGCUACAAUGUCUGCAUAUUUGCUUAUGGACAGACUGGAACUGGAAAGACAUUCACCAUGGAAGGAACACCAGAAAACCGCGGUGUCAACUAUAGGGCCUUGGAGGAACUGUUCAGGAGUUCAAUUGAGAGAUCUUCAAUGAUUAGAUAUGAAUUUCUUGUGAGCAUGUUGGAGGUUUAUAAUGAGAAGAUCAGGGACCUUCUAACGGAAAAUUCAGAUCAGCCCGCAAAAAGGUUGGAGGUAAGGCAACUACCAGAUGGAAGCCAGGAUGUGCCUGGUCUUGUUGAAGCUCAAGCAUGCAACAUAGAUGAGGUGUGGGAGAUUCUCAAGACUGGGGGAAGGAACAGAUCAGUUGGAUCCACUAAUGCCAAUGAACUAAGCAGCCGUUCUCACUGCUUGGUUCGGCUGACUGUCAUGGGGGAGAAUUUGAUUGACAAGCAGAGGAGCAGAAGCCACAUGUGGCUUGUGGAUUUAGCAGGAAGCGAGCGAGUAGGCAAGACUGAAGUAGAAGGAGAGAGGUUAAAAGAGUCACAAUUCAUUAAUAAGUCUCUCUCUGCGCUUGGGGAUGUUAUAUCUGCCCUGGCCUCGAAGAAUCCUCAUAUACCAUACAGGAACUCGAAGCUGACCCAUUUGCUACAAAGCUCCCUAGGAGGGGAUUGCAAGACUCUUAUGUUCACACAGAUAAGCCCAAGCUCAGCAGACUUGGGAGAAACUCUUUGCUCCCUGAACUUUGCAAGUAGAGUCCGGGGCAUUGAGUAUGGCCCUGCCAGGAAACAAUCUGAUCCACAAGAGAGUUUUAAGCUCAAACAAAUGGCAGAGAAGCUACGACAGGAAGAGAAGGAAACUGGAAGAUUGAAUGAAAGUUUACAGUUGAUGCAGCUUAAGUAUGCUUCAAGAGAGAAUGUGUUCAAGACACUUCAAGAUAAGAUAAGAGAUGCUGAGCAAGCAUGCAGAAACUAUCAGAUGAAGGUUAGAGAUCUUGAAAACCAAUUAGCUGAUCAGAAGAAAGGCCAAGGUCAAAUAGGAAACAGGGAGCCUGCCAAGUAUACCAAACCACCACUUGUUCCCAUCAGGGAGAGGCAACCUUUAAGCCGGAUCACAAACCGCCUGCCACCUCCAGGUCCUCGAAGGAGUACAAUGACUACCACACGGUCAUUUGAAAAUAAAGAGAACAUUUUUGAAACAAAGAAGAAUGUGCCAAAAGCUCGAAGGAUUUCACUGUCCCCUAUAGUUCGAAGCAUACCAGUGCAACCCAAGAGGAGAGCAUCCAUUGCUAUUCUUCCCAGUGAAGCAGAAAGGCGACAGCCACAACAUACUAAUUCCAACUCUCAGUUUUCUCGGUUGAGGAUACCAAGAAGGAUGUCUGUAACUUCUUUUGCUCCUCCGGCUCCUGGAACUCCACUAGCCACUCCGGGAAGCAAAAGCAGCAGGUUUAGUAGUUUUUUAGCCAGCAGCAGCAAAUACUCUAGUCCUCCUAAUAUGCAGGCAGUAUGGAAAUCCAAGAUACCAACAUUUGCUUCUCCAAGAAAUAGGCUUCAGUUGCAUUCGAGCCCAACCAAUUCUAGCUGUGCAAAUAAUGCAACGUCACUGCACAAGUUGUGCUUCAGUGUUCAAAAAAGAGUCAUUGUUGGCUCGCCAGCGGCGCAACCAAAGCAACACCCUGUGCUCUUAGGAUCAAGCCUAGGAAAUCGAGCUUUUCAGAGUAAGGAUUCACUGGGGCGAUAUGGUACUGCCCAGAGAGUUGCGUGCAAGAAUCGGAGGCAAUCAGUAAUCUGAGGUCCAGUAUAAAUGAAGAGUUGUGUUUCCCUUUUGAGAUAGUAAUCUGCAACAGUUUGUUGAGACUACCAGGGAAUUCCAUAUUUUGAGUUCCAGCAAGUUUUUUUUUUUUAAAUAAACAGCAGAAGCUCAAAUGAAAUUGCUGCGGUGCUACUUGUACGGUUAUCUAUUGAUGAAAAUUGGUUGUGUUUGUAAUUUGUUUGUUACAUGCAUCGUUUACCUUGUGAAGAGCGGGUGUGUUUUGUAUUGUUUUCAUACUGUACUCUGCUCUUUCAAGUUCCCCUUUCGAAUUCUCUCAAGAUCCCCUUUC
Messenger RNA from Asparagus officinalis (garden asparagus), 2956 nucleotides. RefSeq names its product kinesin-like protein KIN-14J. The transcript has 14 exons. Gene Ontology annotation, molecular function: microtubule motor activity; microtubule binding; ATP binding. Gene Ontology annotation, biological process: microtubule-based movement. Lineage: Eukaryota; Viridiplantae; Streptophyta; Magnoliopsida; Asparagales; Asparagaceae. Bases 118 to 2646 code for a protein of 842 amino acids. The record is from RefSeq and is a predicted model, not a curated record.